GGGUGACUGGGAGGCGAAAAAACCAAGCCUAGCGGUUUUCUCCCAGCAUGCCUAUUGUUGGGCAUUAUUUGGAUGAGAAUGAGACUCUCAUACUCAAGGUCUCGUCACCCGAAUAUAAUAUCAUGGAGGAACUCUCCGCACGCCAGAUCCUCGGUUUGGAACCAGAACAGAUUGAAGUGUACGAAUAUUUUUACAAUGAUAUCCAAUGGUCCCCCGAGCCGAAAAUCACGACGUUGAGAAAGAGCAUUCAGACAAAGUUCAGCAGUAUGAUUCUCGACUACAUGGACGUCGGCCAUUGGAAUGCGGCCAUGGAUCUGAUCGAAACAUCCAUUAUUGGGAAAAGGAGACCGUCCAUAGCAAUGACGUUGGCUUUGUUUGACUUGAUGUUGAAGCCGGCCUCGUUUCACAAACAACGACGACAGUACGUACGUCUGUGUCAACGAGCGGAACGACUGUUGUAUUACAUGCUGGAAACCUUUGGUCCGAGUCAUUUUAAUUGUGUGUGGUCUUUGUUCGGCAAUACCGAUACGAAUGCGCGCAAAUUGCAUCAGGCUUCCGCCGGGACGCAGGGCGACAGCGACGACGAAGCUGAGGAACAUGGCAAUAAUUAUGUGCUGUCGGAAUACAUUGACUUCUGGAUGUUUAUUUCUGCAUGCUUUGAAAGCGACCAAUUGCUUGAACUACAGACACAGGGCCGCCGAAGAGUAGCAAAGUUACUGAUCAGCGUACUGGAACAUGAUUUACGAGAGAGACAAGAGGAACCCGGUAAACUUGAAAAAUCGACCUUUCUGUCUAUGCUUCGAAAGGACACGUUUGGGUAUCGUGAUCAGUUUGAUCGGUAUCUGGAGAUUUUAUUUGCUGUGUUUGAGCGCCCUCAAUUGAAUGCAACCAGUGAACGCGAUAAAUUGAACGAGGCAUAUACAGAAGGCACGGAAUUAGCUGGACGAUUGCUCAACAUGCUCAUCAUUUUAUCCUAUUCUGCCAAUCUUGUAAUGACCUCGGCCCUCGUGCAACAAACCUACCGACGGUUUAGUUAUCUUUCGACCGAAGCCGUCUCUGAUUUUUUGCAGAUUAUUCAAUGUAAUACGUUCAUUUCGGCUCUCUGUGAUAUGGUAUUAAUGGAUUGCGACUAUGGAUGCGUGGAGAAGGAAUAUCGGCAUUUCCGAAAACAAAAAGGGACCACACUCAGUAUGGACCGACUGUUCCACUAUGUGAUGAAGACAAGGCCGCUUCAGAGGUCGUCCAUGGACGAAGUGUGCCGACACGUGCUCAUUGUUCUCCACCGAUUCAUGAGCUUUAUGAGCGAGUGUUCGCUUCGAUGCGACACGUAUCAAGUGAGCAGCACCGGUGAAGCGGAUUGGGACCAUCAAGUGUACACGGGCAUUUUGGAACGUGAGAUCGUGGCGGUCAUCGAGCGAGCGCCUGAGGCUCUUGAAAGCUGGCGGAAGCAUGUGGAAGCGAUGGUGGUUGAAGCACGUCAGGGGGAACAACAAGACGAAGCGAGGACCAAAGAAUUGGAAGAGAAAAUCUGGUGGGCGUUUCAUCUAGCCACCUUGAAUUUUGACAUUGUAUGAUAUCCCUGCUGGCCAGUGAUCAUGUAACCAAGAGAAUAAGAAACAAAAAAAAAGGAAUCAACUAUCACCAUAUAUGCAGAAAACAAUAAAGAAAAAAAAUCAAAUGCUUGAUAUGGAUCCAAGGGAUGAAGCUUUUCUGCGGAGCCGAAAACAGAU
This is a messenger RNA of Radiomyces spectabilis, 1730 nucleotides long. RefSeq lists its product as uncharacterized. The transcript is spliced from 8 exons. NCBI's taxonomy places the organism in Eukaryota, Fungi, Mucoromycota, Mucoromycetes, Mucorales, Radiomycetaceae. The record is from RefSeq and is a predicted model, not a curated record. The coding region runs from base 48 to 1574 and encodes 508 amino acids.